Gastrolobium bilobum is the source of this 1118-nucleotide messenger RNA. Its product is annotated as tetraspanin-3-like. Gene Ontology annotation, biological process: auxin-activated signaling pathway. The record is from RefSeq and is a predicted model, not a curated record. Lineage: Eukaryota; Viridiplantae; Streptophyta; Magnoliopsida; Fabales; Fabaceae. The coding region runs from base 48 to 905 and encodes 285 amino acids. Gene Ontology annotation, cellular component: plasma membrane; plasmodesma. The transcript is spliced from 2 exons.
CUCUCUCUCUAGCUUUGAACUUUGAGAUUCAGAUACAAGAAAGAAAGAUGAGAACAAGCAACCACUUGAUUGGUGCACUUAACUUCUUAACCUUCUUGCUCUCAAUUCCAAUACUAGGUGGUGGGAUAUGGCUAAGCAGCAGAGCAAACAACACAGAUUGUCUUCAGUUUCUUCAAUGGCCAUUGAUCAUAAUCGGUGUAAGCAUCAUGGUCGUCUCUUUGGCUGGUUUUGCGGGCGCGUGUUACCGCAACACCUUCCUCAUUCGACUUUACCUCGUUGUCAUGUUCUUCAUCAUAGCUGUGCUUAUUGGGUUCAUAAUCUUCGCCUACGUUGUCACGGACAAAGGGUCAGGCCGAACCGUAAUGAACCGGGGUUACAUGGACUAUUACCUUGAGGACUACUCGGGGUGGCUUGAAGAGCGUGUAGCUAGUAAUAGCUACUGGGGAAAGAUUAGUUCAUGUGUUAGGGACUCUAAAGUGUGUGCUACAAUGGGAAGAACCGUUGGUGGGGUACCUGAAGCUUCUGAUAUGUUCUUCCGUAGAAAGCUUACACCGGUUCAGUCUGGUUGCUGCAAGCCCCCAACAGAUUGUGGCUAUGUUUAUCAGAACGAGACAGUGUGGAACCUAGGAUCAGGACUCAUGGGAUCCAACCUAGACUGUAAUAGGUGGAGCAAUGACCAACAACAGCUUUGCUAUGCAUGUGAUUCUUGCAAGGCUGGUGUAUUGGCUAGUCUCAAGAAGAGUUGGAGGAAGGUCUCUGUGAUCAACAUUAUUGUUAUGAUCAUCCUUGUAAUUGUUUACAUAAUUGCUUAUGCAGCAUAUAGGAACAACCGCAGAAUUGAUAAUGAUGAAUCCUAUGGUGAAGCGAGGAUGACAAAGUCACAACCCAGCACCUUUCAUUUUUAGCAGCACUAUUUGGAUGCCAAAGGGUUUCAGUGACAUAUCUUGGGAUUUUGUGUAACUAGGUUGCUCUCAUGGUUUUGUAUCAAACACCCGUAACAUGAAUUUGGUUUUGGUUUUAAUCUUGUAAGUUGAAAGGCUGGAUGUAUUUAUUAUAUUUACUCAGUGAAACUUCUGUUUUUGCUUUGAAGAAGAAACUUAUUUUGUAAUUUGCUGGAA